GCUUACAUCGUGCCGUAUCCCUCCGCCACUGUUCGCUUCUUACGCGGUUGUUUGACUGUGGAACUCUGGGUUUUUCCUUUCAAAUGGCAGCGUGUGAGUCAGUUUAUUGACUCGCUGAAUAAUGCCUUCAGUCAGCUAUGCAGCGCGCGGGUGGAGUUUCCAUAUUUGAGCAACACUGAACCACAACAGAGGUGUAGGCUAGCAAGUGGACCAGUGUCCUCCUGUCAGAGCGCCCGUUGACAUGGACUCCUCCACUUUCCUCUACGAUGUCCCUCCGGUUGUCGUCGAGAGGUUCUGUGAGAUAAUGGACAGUGGAGAUGGCCGGUUCGGGUGGCGCGGACUAGCUGUCCGAGUUGUCCCCAGCCUGUUAGAGGUCCGCAUGUUGGAGCGCGUGGAGGCAGCAGGUCGGAGUCCCACCAGGGAGCUGCUGUGGUCCUGGGCUCAGGAGAAUUCAAGAGUGCAGGACCUGCUUAAGGUGCUGCAAGACAUGGGCCACCUCAGGGCCCUGCAGCUCUUCCAGGGUCCAGCUCGAGAAUUGCCUGUGCCCCCCAGCAAUCAGCGCGCAGAGUCCAAAGGGCCGAUGUCAACAACUAAAGUGAAGGUAGAGUUGCCGAACGUGUCUUCAGACCUCCAACUGCAGGCGAGUUCUGCAUGUCAAGCCUCAUGUUCCAUGAACUCCGCUGGAGAAAUUCAGCCGCCCACAAUCACUUUCCAAGACAUCGUAGAGGGAACCAGGGAUUUCCAUCAUCACCUGAGGAUUGCAGAGGGCCACUUUUCAGACGUCUACAGUGCACAGAUAGGAAAUCAAAAGAUUGCAGUGAAGCUUUUUAAACAGGUAAAUAUGGAGCCAUGGAAGAAGCUGUGGGAUAUCUUUAGAAAAGAAAUGGAAAUCCAUCAUUUGUACCAACAUCCAAACAUCUUAGACUUGUUGUGUUGUUUUUCUGACGAAGACCGCUACUGUCUGGUGUAUCUGUACCUCCCCAACGGCUCGCUCUUUCACAGACUACACCAUCGGGAUGGAGAGCCCCGUCUGUCCUGGCAAGAGCGUCUCGCCAUCAUUAAAGGAAUUGCAAAGGCCCUGCAUCACCUCCAUACAGCCCAGCCCUGCCCAGUGAUCUGUGGCAAUAUCUCCAGUGCUAACAUACUCUUGGAUGAUGCCCUGCAGCCCAAGCUGUCUGAUUUUGGGUUGGCUCGUCUCCGUCCUCAUACAGCCAGUCAGGACUGCACCAUCACUCUGGAUACCAGGUCCCACGGCAACAUGGGAUACCUCCCUGAGGAAUAUAUUCGAGAUGGCAAGCUGUCCUUCGGCCUGGAUGUUUACAGCUUUGGAAUGGUUAUAAUGGAAACAGUAACAGGACGGAAGGUGAUAGAGGACGUGCCUAAACAAGCACCACUGAGAGAUCUGCUUGUAACUGAGGUGGAGGACAGCGGUGGGGUGGACUCUUGUCUGCAGUUUUUGGAUGUGGCGGCCGGUCGGUGGCCAGCUGCCGUGGCCCUCGGCCUUCUGCGUCUGGCCUUGGACUGCACUGCUAGCCGCCACCGCAGCAGACCAAACAUGGAGAAUGUACUUUUGGCAUUAAGCAAGCUGCUUCCUCCGCCUAGCUACCCCCAUGCCGACCAACCCCACAGCUUGGAUGAUGGAGACCCUUUUAAUGCCCAGUCAAGCCCCUCGUCCUCCAUGCCUGUAGAGCACGAUGAGCAGCACAGCCUCCCAGGUUCUUCAACACAGGCGGGGCCCUGCGAAUGCAGCCAGUCGGAGGUGACGUAUCUGAGUGACGUCACGGGCGCCGAUGGCAAGGCAGCAGCAAACCUGUACAACAGCUGGCCCGUACAGUGCAGCUGCCCCGCCGAGACAGGGGGUCUGGCCUGUGAGGACUGCAGAGCCAACGGCUUCACCCUCAAGCUCACAGACAGUUCCCAGACUGACUCCGUUGUGGUAGAAAGCCCAGCCAAGGAGCGAUUGAGGAACAAACUGAGUCUUUAUGACAGAGGGGUGAUUAACACACAGGAACUGUUUUCUGAGACAGGACUGCAGUGACUGCACUGAGAGCCCACUUCCUGCAACAGUCCUGUCCAGUCAUGUGUGUUCAGCAUUAAAGUGUUUCAUAAAGCCAACUUAGAGCUGGUGAAGUGAUCAGGCCAAGAAAACAAACGCAACACAUCAUAUUAGUUCACAGUAAAGAGGAGUAUGAAAAAAACAAAUGUGCUACGCCCGC
Messenger RNA from Perca flavescens (yellow perch), 2216 nucleotides. It is a transcript of the gene irak3, whose product is annotated as interleukin-1 receptor-associated kinase 3. Gene Ontology annotation, cellular component: plasma membrane. The transcript is spliced from 12 exons. The coding region runs from base 242 to 2038 and encodes 598 amino acids. The record is from RefSeq and is a predicted model, not a curated record. NCBI's taxonomy places the organism in Eukaryota, Metazoa, Chordata, Actinopteri, Perciformes, Percidae. Gene Ontology annotation, molecular function: ATP binding; protein kinase activity; protein binding. Gene Ontology annotation, biological process: signal transduction; protein phosphorylation.